AUGAUCAAACUCCAGAACCACUUCAAGAGUUUGUCAAAAGAGACGCGAGCAGCUCAACGACAGCAGGCCUCAGAGGGGACUCUGGUGGAGCGUUUCUGGUCAAACGGCGGUCUCAUUUCUCAUUUCUUAGACCCAGAACGAAAUACCAAAGUCAGUAUGAGAACUCUCUACCCUGACUUCCUGUUCAGAGCAUGGCUGUAGGAAAACCAGAUCUGUGUCUCAUUUUGGAUGUUUGUCUGAUGGGCUCCCUCCAUUAUUAUCCACUGUCACAAAUACGUCUUUGUACGCUUUUCCUUGUGCGAUAUCUCCUCACACAUCUGCAUGUGCAGCUGUGUUCUCCGUGCAGUAUCAUAGUCAACGUAUUUUUAAUUCAUAUUCCAAGUAAGGGUCAUCAGAGAGUAAAUCUUGUCAUGGUUAUAAAAGACAUGAGGGUGUCUGGAGGGUGGCUCCGCCCCCCAGUUCACCUAUAUAGUUUAUACAGUAUAUGAUAUAAACCUCCUACAGUUAUGCCACAGUACAGACACUACAAUAAGCAAAGACAACAAAGAUCCAAAUAAAGAACUUAAAAAACCCUAAAUACGUCUAAAAUCAGAAUAUCUGAUAUCAGGAAAUAAAAAACAAACAUGUUGUAACUCAAGAAAAAACAAGAUAGACACGAUCGGGAGGUCCUGUGGCGUCAGCAAUAACUAGUGUAUAUUUUUAUGAGCAUUUUAUAACAUAACUGUGAUUUUUUAUUGGAGGUGUAUUUUACAGGUUACUGUAGACACAGUAACAAUCUAACAGGAUAUCCUCAUAUACAAAAGAAUACAUAAAAUACAUGAAAACAAGAAAUCUGCUUUUUCUUUACUAGGACAUAAUUAUGUCAGAGACUCUCAGUCUUUAUCUGAACUCUGCUUACUGUUUAUAUACUUACUGUUUUACUAUUUUGUGUUGUAUAUAGGGUACAUACUUUUUUAUUAUCUCUUUAUUUAUUCUUCUCUUAUUGUUUAUCUCCUCUUUUACUGUUUAUACUCUCAUCACUUUUACUGUAUUUGCACUGGAGUUACUGUAACGAAAGCAUUUCCCCUCCUGAGGAUUAUUCAAGUAUUUCUGAUUCUGAUUAUUUUUUCUUAUUUUAUCUACUAUGUAUCUCCUAUUUCUACUUUAUUGACUCUGGAGUUACUGUAAAGAACAGUAUUUCCCCCUGAGGAUUAUUAAAGUAUUUCUGAUUCUGAAGUCUUAACUAAACAUUUGUUUUUAUUUUUUAAUUUUGCCUGUUUUUCUGUUUUUAUUUUUGCCUGUUUUUUGUUUUUAUUUUGACAAUUUUUCUGUUUUAAUUUUGCCUGUUUUUAUGUUUAUAUAUUGACUAUUUUUUGUUUUUAUUUUGACGGUUUUUCUAUAUUUUUUUUAUUUUGCUUGUUUUUCUGUUUUUAUUUGACUGUUUUUAUCUUUUUAUUUUGCCUGAUCCCUUUUUUGCUUGUUUUUGUUUUUUGUGUGACUGUUUUUGUUUGUUUAUUUUGACUUUCUGUGCUGCUUCUGCUGUAGCUGCUGUCCUCUGGAUCAAUAAUGAUUACCUGAUUAAUAAAAUCCUGAUCUAUAUUCCUCUCUAAAGCACAAACCUUCAGUGAGUUAGUUGUUCUGAUCGAGCUUGUUUACAGUCUCUGGUUUUUGGCUCACAGUCCCACCCUCGCAGCGGACCCAUGGCGCCCCCUGUCGGCAGAGACUCGCCCCGCCCCUCGGAGCAGCCUCCUCUCCGGUCAGCGGAGCUCCGGGACACCUCCGUCAGUCAGUCAGGAGGAGCAGCAGCGGGAACAGCAUCGUCGUCCAGCGGCUCCUCCCGCGAUCGUCCCACACCCAGCUAG
Molecule: messenger RNA, 1841 nt
Organism: Xyrichtys novacula (pearly razorfish)
Lineage: Eukaryota; Metazoa; Chordata; Actinopteri; Labriformes; Labridae
Source: the annotation of a GenBank genome assembly